AUGUCACGGUGUAGCUAUUGGAGUUUGCCGCUUAGGCCGAUCUUUCACCAAUUCCAUCUUCUCUUGCAGACUUUUGGUGUAUUGAGGAGUCAAUCAUCCCCGUUGGAGGCCGGGUCUCAGGGAACAAAGCAAAAGCCUUUCGCCAAUCCUCACUAUCUCAAAGCUUUCAACAUUGAGCUGGCAGGCUCCCUCACACCCCGCCUUCGACAUGGGAAAAUCAACGGAUCGACGAUCGGUAGAUCCAGGUUUGUCCUUGGUCAAAUUGUCAUAGAGCGUAGGACGCAUAUCCGCGCUCACAACCACGAUUCCAUGCAGGAAUAUAUAUUUUGCCCACGGAUGUUCCGCAGAUUGGGACGAAACCGGCAAAUUCCGCAAGAAAAUACCCACUCCCGGAUUGGAUAUGACUCAGAACGGCGCGGAGUAGACGACACAAUGGAUCGCCGUCAUGUCUAUCAUCGUCGCCUGCAUACCUAG
Messenger RNA from Paracoccidioides lutzii Pb01, 474 nucleotides. RefSeq lists its product as hypothetical. The record is from RefSeq and is a predicted model, not a curated record. Bases 1 to 474 code for a protein of 157 amino acids. The transcript has 2 exons.